Molecule: messenger RNA, 318 nt
Organism: Trichophyton benhamiae CBS 112371
Lineage: Eukaryota; Fungi; Ascomycota; Eurotiomycetes; Onygenales; Arthrodermataceae
Exons: 3
Coding region: 1-318 (105 amino acids)
Biological process (GO): protein import into mitochondrial matrix
Cellular component (GO): PAM complex, Tim23 associated import motor
Molecular function (GO): ATPase activator activity
Source: RefSeq, a predicted model, not a curated record
AUGACCUCCGUCGUCGCUAUCGGUGUUGGUGUUGCCGCGGCCGCUUUCUUCGGUCGAGCAGGUCUAGUUGCCCUGCGCAGAUACAGAGGAGGCGUCAACGGUGCUGGCCGUGCAUUCUACAAGGGCGGAUUCGAGCCCAAGAUGAAUCGGAGGGAGGCUUCUCUCAUCCUAUCUCUCUCUGAACGAACUCUUACCAAAGACAAAGUCCGCUUGAACCACCGCAAGCUGAUGCUCCUUAACCAUCCCGAUCGAGGCGGCAGCCCGUACCUCGCCACGAAGAUCAACGAAGCAAAGGAGCUGCUUGAGAAGUCCGUUUAG